AUGUAUUUACAUCUCUCUUUCUCUCUCUCUUUCUCUUUCUUUUUCUCUUUCCUUUUUUUUUCUUCCUUCUCUCUUUUUUCUUCCUUCUCUCUCUUUUCCUUCCUUCUCUCUUUUCCUUCCUUCUCUCUUUUCCUUCCUUCUCUCUUUUCCUUCCUUCUCUCUUUUCCUUCCUUCUCUCUUUUCCUUCCUUCUCUCUUUUCCUUCCUCUCUCUUUCCUUCCUUCUCUCUUUUCCUUCCUUCUCUCUUUUCCUUCCUUCUCUCUUUUCCUUCCUUCUCUCUUUUCCUUCCUUCUCUCUUUUCCUUCCUUCUCUCUUUUCCUUCCUUCUCUCUUUUCCUUCCUUCUCUCUUUUCCUUCCUUCUCUCUUUUCCUUCCUUCUCUCUUUUCCUUCCUUCUCUCUUUUCCUUCCUUCUCUCUUUUCCUUCCUUCUCUCUUUUCCUUCCUUCUCUCUUUCCUUCCUUCUCUCUUUUCUUCUUCCUUCCUUCUCUCUUUUCCUUCCUUCUCUCUUUUCCUUCCUUCUCUCUUUUCCUUCCUUCUCUCUUCCUUCCUUCUCCUUUUCCUUCUUCUCUUUUCCUUCCUUCUCUCUUUUCCUUUUUCUCUUUUCCUUCCUUCUCUCUUUUCCUUCCUUCUCUCUUUUCCUUCCUUCUCUCUUUUCCUUCCUUCUCUCUUUUCCUUCCUUCUCUCUUUUCCUUCCUUCUCUCUUUUCCUUCCUUCUCUCUUUUCCUUCCUUCUCUCUUUUCCUUUUAUUUUUUAUUUUUUGUUUUCCUUCUCUUUUUUUUUUUUCCCCCCUUCUCUUUUUCCCCCCACUUUUUUUUCCUUCUCUUUGA
Messenger RNA from Acanthosepion pharaonis, 825 nucleotides. Lineage: Eukaryota; Metazoa; Mollusca; Cephalopoda; Sepiida; Sepiidae. The record is from the annotation of a GenBank genome assembly.